UUUACUCCCGAGCAUCUAAGAAAGAAGAAGCCAGAGCUGAGUGAGAGUGAGAGAGGGAGCAGGAGUGAAGGGUGAAGGUAGGGGUCACGUGUUCUCUUGCAGUGCCUAUCUUUCCUUCACUCCCCUUGUUCCUGUCUCUUGCGUGUGCUUAAUGAUGUGGGAGAAAUCCUCUUGGAAGCAAUCAUUUCCCUUUCUUUCCCCCUUCGACCAUUAGACGGCAUCGACCAGCCCUGGGCCACGUGACGCCUUACCUAAUCCUUCCGCUUGCCUCCUCCUCCUGUCGCGAGUUACCGUCACUAAGCGGAAAUAGAGGUCAGGUCAGCUGGGCUCGUCGUACUUCCGGUUGAACGUGUUUUAGUUAGGCCUGUGCUUAAGGCCUAUUCCCACGCUGCAAUGUUUCUUGUACAAGAACUUGCGCAUAGACAGCUUUGCGCAAUGCGUCCUAUUCCCACGUAGCAAGGCCACACAAGUGUCUUGCGAACUGACGUCAUCCGCACACUGCAUUGUGGGAAGUUAACAAUAUGGCAGGCUACAUCGAAGACGAGAUACUUUUCGAAGCAACUGUGGCGACUCUAGUUAUUUUACAUGAAGAGGAGAGAGAGAAGAAGAAAGAAAAAAAGAUGUGGGUGAGGGAGUGGGUAGCUCGAAGGAGCCGAUUCGGAGCUUAUUCGUGUCUGCUUAAAGAAAUAUCGUCAGAAGAUUCACGGGAGUGCAGACGCUUUUUGCGCAUGUCGUCUGCCACAUUUUAUGAUCUGCUUCAUUUAAUCGAGCCUGCAAUUCGCAGACAAGACACUGUCAUGAGACAGUGCAUACAAGCAGAAGAAAGACUGGCAGUGACCCUGCGUUACCUUGGUUCAGGCAAUUCAUUUGCUGACCUAGCAUUCCUUUUCCGGAUUCCAGGCAACACCAUCCACAAAAUUGUGAUGGAUACGUGUGCAGCAUUGUACAGGAUUCUUCGAGUGGAUUUUUUAAAGGUUCCAAGUACUGAGGCAGAAUGGCAACAAAUUUCACUAGAAUUUGCACAGCGAUGGAAUCUACCAAACUGCAUUGGAGCCAUAGAUGGCAAGCAUGUUGCCAUUCGGUCCCCUGGUGGGUCAACACACUAUAAUUAUUUAAAGUUCCACAGCAUCAUUCUUCUGGCAGUUGUAGAUGCAAAAUAUAGAUUUCUGUAUUUUAACGUGGGAGCAAAUGGCAGGGCAGGUGAUGCUGGUGUUUUCAGAGACAGUACUCUAGCUGCUGCUCUUGAGAACAACACUCUUAAUAUUCCAACACCAGUGCCUCUCCCAGGCCGUGUUACACCUGUCCAUAUUUUAUUGGAAGACACUGAAAGCCAUAGAUUAAUUGAGGGAGACUGGCGCCAGAAUCCACAUCAGCUGCAGCCCCUUAACAAUGCGGCAGUCAACAGGUCUUCCACUGAUGCCAGACUUGUGCGCGAGGAAGUGAAAAAUUACGUGAAUGAGGAGGGCACCGUGCCAUGGCAAAGUCAUAUUGUAUUUGGUUAA
Pomacea canaliculata is the source of this 1502-nucleotide messenger RNA. Its product is annotated as putative nuclease HARBI1. Lineage: Eukaryota; Metazoa; Mollusca; Gastropoda; Architaenioglossa; Ampullariidae. The record is from RefSeq and is a predicted model, not a curated record. Bases 522 to 1502 code for a protein of 326 amino acids. The transcript has 4 exons.